Molecule: messenger RNA, 996 nt
Organism: Spodoptera exigua (beet armyworm)
Lineage: Eukaryota; Metazoa; Arthropoda; Insecta; Lepidoptera; Noctuidae
Source: the annotation of a GenBank genome assembly
AUGAUCACGUCGGUAGUAUCACGUCGGGGUCACCAGUUUGGAGGUAUGAGGAACAGGGUGGUCGGCAAACGAGCAGACGGAUUACCUGAUGGUAAGCAAUCAGCGCCGCCCAUGGACACUCGCAACGGUGGAGUUACGAAAAAUUUGGCACCUUCGGAACUGAAGAAACUUAGGAAUAAACAAAGAAAAGCAAAACGCAAAGCUGAACAAGAAAGUGCGCUACAGGCUCAAGUACAGGUGAAACGUGAACAGCAUCACAAAGCAAGGCAGCAGCAGGAGCAAGGUGAUCCCGAAGCGCCACAGUUAGACGAACUCAUACCUGACAAAUUAGCCCGGGCGGAGGACCCGUUAGAACAAGCGCUCAAGUUCCUACAACCACUAAGAACGCUCGCCGCAGAUAGAAUAGACACACAUUUAAUGGCCUUCGAAAUUUACUUUAGAAAAGACAAGCCCCUACUGAUGCUGCAGAGCAUAAAGCGCGCCCACCGACUGGACCCGGAACACCACCACCUGCACGACUGCCUGCUCCGGUUCCAGGGCUGGCUGGACGACAACCUCGCCAGUCUCAACCCAGCAGUCGCCGCUGUCAUCGCCAAGGAGAUUGAACCGAUGGUCCGCGGGCGCAGUACGGUGGAGAUGGCGGAGCAGCUGGUGUCGUCCCCCGCGGCGGCGCGCUGCCAGGCGGCCGCGCUCAGCGGGGCGCGCGCCCUGCGCAGGCACCUGCCCGCCCGAGCCGACCAUGCGUUAAAACUCGCCACCUCGCUGCAAUACCCCGACCUCUCCAUACAGGGUUGUGUAGACGUGUUGGACAGUCUACGAGACGGUGACUUCGGGCCGUGUGAGAAGGAGAUAGAGCAAUAUAUCGAGGCGUGUCGCAAGAAGUUCCCGUACGCCAUCGCGUUCAAGCCGGCGUCCGAGCUGAGCGCGCUGGCCGACGACCACGUGGCCGCGGACGAGGCCCCGCUACAACCGAAAGAGAUCGCCGUCAACAACUGA